Molecule: messenger RNA, 1440 nt
Organism: Microthlaspi erraticum
Lineage: Eukaryota; Viridiplantae; Streptophyta; Magnoliopsida; Brassicales; Brassicaceae
Source: the annotation of a GenBank genome assembly
AUGGACAUUUCUGAAGCAGGGUUGGAUAGAAUUGAGGCACAGAGAUCAACAGAUGUGUCUCACGACCAACGGAGAAAAAAAUCCUUCUGUAUGAAUCUGAUAAACAAAGGCGCACGCACACUCAGUUCACGAGGUCUCUUCAAUCCGAAGGCACAAAGUCACCGUCGGAGUCGGAGUCAUGCUGCUUUGAAGCUCAGGAGUACAGAGGUUUUUGAUGUCAUUCUUAAAGAAUGUCCAAGUCUUGAGGAUGAGAGAGACAAAGAAGGAAGGACAUGUCUUUCGUUUGGAGCAUCCAUGGGGUAUUAUGAAGGAGUACGCAAAUUGUUAGACCGAUCAACAAAGAGUGUUUACGUAAGCGACGAUGAUGGGUCAUAUCCAAUCCAUAUGGCAGUAGAGAAAGGUCAUAAGAAAAUCGUGUUAGAGAUUCUAAAACGUUGUCCAUAUUCAAAGCACCUGCUUAACAAAAGAGGUCAGAACAUUCUUCACAUUGCAGCUAAUAGUGGGAGAUUUCAAAUUCUAAAUCACUUGACGACACACGAACAAACAAAGCAUCUGGCUAAUGAGCAAGAUGUGGAUGGGAAUACACCUCUGCAUCUAGCCAUCAUAAAGUGGCGCCCUAGAGCUGCUCGUUGCCUUGUGGGACAAGAAAACCUGUUCAUACAAAAUAACAGCGGCUUGACAGCUUUGGAUAUUGCUGAGUUAAAUAUCAAACCCAACUACAUCUUUAGGGAGCGGUUGACAAUUGUGGUCUUAGUACACGGUCACUUCGAAAACGACGCUAAGUGCAUUCACACCAUGAAACUAACAAGACCAUCAGUGCCAUUGGAACGCGGCGGGAACAAAGAUUUCAUCAAUGCCCUUAUAGUGGUGGCAGCUCUUGUAGCAACGGUAACAUUUUCUGCAGGUUUUACAACCCCUGGUGGAUUCAAGAGCACCUCCUCUCCAAAUUUGGGCGUCGCAGUACUAGCAAAUGACAACCGUCUCCACGUGUUCCUGGGAUGUGACACCGUUGCAAUGGGAAGCUCAGUGAUAGCAGUAGUUUCUCUCAUUUGGGCGCAGUUAGGGGAUCCUGCACUCUUCCGUAGCUCCGUAAACUUGGCCUUGCCCUUGCUGUGUUUUUCUCUAUUGUGGAUGGCGAAUGCAUAUUUUUCCGCCAUGAUGAUUACAGUUGGUCCUGUUCCAGGGUUUAUGAUCGUCUUUAUGCUUGCAUAUUUGUUCUUCCUAUACGUGAUGCUCGUAAUCUUUGUCCCUCACAUUUUCCUACAGCUAUCGAUAUUUGGACCUGCUUCUCCUCUAGUCAGUGCGGUUUUCUUGUCUUUUCUGAAGUUAGUUAAUGACGGCAAUGAUGAAAGUGAUAAGACCUCUUCUACUCAGAGUCACAUGUCUAUCAAGAAGGAGGAUUCGGUUGAGAUCUCAGGCGAAAUGCCACACACUACUUGA